This is a messenger RNA of Engraulis encrasicolus (European anchovy), 1588 nucleotides long. It is a transcript of the gene ccdc92ba, whose product is annotated as coiled-coil domain containing 92Ba. Lineage: Eukaryota; Metazoa; Chordata; Actinopteri; Clupeiformes; Engraulidae. The record is from RefSeq and is a predicted model, not a curated record. Bases 334 to 1329 code for a protein of 331 amino acids. The transcript has 4 exons.
UUGUGGUAUUCGAGGUAUACCCGACGUGUUAACGUGUAGUUAUGUAGUAGUGUGUUCAUGUGUUGACGUUAUGGCUUACGCAUUCUCAUGAAGCAAAGCCGCUGUCACCAGGCUCCCUCGGAUGCUGAGAGGUUGGGUUGCCUCUAAAAGCGUAUCGAUUGAUGCGGCGCCCCUCUUCCUCGUUCAGGCGUCUCCUUUACGCUCGGCAUCAUGCGACCAUCUUUAAGAAAACAUUCCAUUCCUAGAAUUUCCAACAUAUUAAAUCCAUAAACGAGAUGAACGGAUUUAUUUAAAUCACAAAACAACGCGGACACUGUGAACAGAAGUACUACAAUGGCAGUGCAGGGGGCGGAGAUGGAGGGGCCGUCUCUGUCGCAUCAGGUGGAGAGUGUGGAGCGCAGCAUCGCCUUCCUCAGGCAGGAGCAGCUGACCCUGCUGCACGGCCUGCACCUGGAGAUACUCAGCUUGGAGAAACGCUGCACAGAAUUGACCCGUGAACUGCACUUGAAGCCACCAGGAAAAUCCCAAAUAGACUGGCUGGUGGAGGAGGAGCAGCUGGAGGGCCGCUGUCGGGAGGCCGAGGUGCGGCUGGCCGAGCAGCAGGGCCACGCCGGCGACCUCCAGCAGGAGCUGAGCCACAAGGGGGUGCUGGUGGGCGCGCUGCGGGCUAGCCUGAAGGAGAAGGAGCGCCACUUCCUGGAGGAGCUGAAGCGCCACAGCCACCGCACCACGGCGCUCACCUCCGAGCUGCAGCAGCAGACCGAGGCGGCCGCCUGCCUCUCCUUACAGCUGCACUCGGCCAAGCGCAAACUGAGGCAUCAGCAGCAGCAGCCGGAUGGGCACCAUAGCCAUCACCAACAUCAACAGCAACACAACCACCACCACCACCAACACCAUCGGCAAAGGGCUGCCAGCCACCACGGUCCCACAACAGGACCCACUUCGCCUCUACCCGGCGGCGGGGCAUCGGCGGCCAAGCCUAAACGCCGCAGUGGCAGCAGCGGCGGCGGUGGUGGUGGUGGUGCUGUUGUCAAGCACACUCCGGCCAGCAUCCGAGCGGAGCGGGCGCGCGAGUGUGUGCCGCGCGAGAGGGUGACGGGCCCCGCGGAGCCCAAAGCCAUGCCCGACCCGGCACUCUUCUUCUACCCGUACCGGGAGAGGGCUCGGACUCGCCACAGGCAGCACCACGCGGCACACCACCACAGGCUGCCUCUGGAGGACAGAGAGGGGCCGGCUGGCGGGGCACCGGAGGGGCCCGGGAGACUGGCCCCGAUCCUGGGCACGCCGCCCCCCAUAGCCCCUCUCUCUGCUGAUAGCCAGGCUGAAUAAGUCAUUACUCUGCUUUGAAACCUUUUCCUCCUCUCCCCCUCACACCCUUACUCUUAAUUGUUAAUCUUUAGGUCCGCUUCUGUUUGAGUUGUUGAACUGUCUGUCUUGCACCUUGAAGUAUUAGGCAUUUGUUUGCAAUUUUCAAUGUUGUUGCACCCUUCUGUUUAAAUGUUAUGGUAAGUUUUCUUUGAUAUCAAGAUAUCUAUGUUUAUUCUAGGCAAUACUUUGGCACAGACUGCAUUUCCUACUACCGUUUUAU